Molecule: messenger RNA, 366 nt
Organism: Dichotomopilus funicola
Lineage: Eukaryota; Fungi; Ascomycota; Sordariomycetes; Sordariales; Chaetomiaceae
Exons: 1
Coding region: 1-366 (121 amino acids)
Source: RefSeq, a predicted model, not a curated record
AUGCCUCCCACCGACCGUAAGCAGUACUCGAUCAUUGCGCGGGUACAGGCUCUGACCCUCCACGCCUGCGGAACCAAGGUAUCCGACAUUGAGAAAAUCACGGGGGUCAAAAAAUGGGCCUUCAUGGCCCUCCUCGCUCGCGCCAAGAAGCGGGGGUACGUGCCCGGUGCGCGUAUUGUGUAUGAGCAUAUCCAGACGAUGGGUGCUGCUAAGAGUCCCGUGAAGGGUGGAAAGUCCCCCAAGGUUGGGGGUAAAUCUAAGCGUGGAAAGGGUGUUGAGGAGGAGGACUUGGAUGGAGAGGGUGGAGAUGAAGAGAUGGAGGAGGGAGAGGAGGAGGUUUCCGAUUCGGAGUCUACAGCUGUUUGA